AUGUAUCAGAAGUAGGCAUCAGGAAAUUAAUUAAAGGCAAAGAUGGGGAACCAUUUUGUCUCUUUUUUCCUGCUUCUGUUUGUUCUCCUUCCCGACAUGUCUCUCUCUCAGAUUCUCUUCCAGGGUUUCAAUUGGGAAUCCUGGAAUAGGCAGGGAGGUUGGUACAACUUCCUGAGGGGCAAAGUUUCCGAUAUUGCCGACGCCGGAGUCACCCACGUCUGGCUUCCUCCCCCGUCUCAUUCCGUCAGUCAGCAAGGUUAUAUGCCGGGCAGGCUGUACGACCUGGAGGCUUCGAAAUACGGAAGCCAGGCGGAGCUGAAGGCACUGGUGGGGGCGUUUCACGAGAGAGGCAUCGAGUGCGUCGCCGACGUCGUCAUCAACCACCGGUGCGCCGAGAGGAAAGAUGGGCGGGGGAUAUGGUGCGUCUUCGAAGGGGGCACGGACGACAGCCGCCUGGAUUGGGGUCCCCACAUGAUCUGCCGCGAUGACGCGCAGUACUCGGACGGCACCGGCAACCUCGACACGGGCGCCGACUUCCCGCCGGCGCCCGACAUCGACCACCUCAACCCGCAGGUCCAGCGAGAGCUCUCCGACUGGCUGAUUUGGCUGAGGACCGAGAUCGGCUUCGACGGGUGGAGGCUCGACUUCGCCAGGGGGUACUCGGCCGGCGCGGCCAAGGUCUACGUGGACGGCGCCCAGCCGAGCUUCGUGGUGGCCGAGAUCUGGAGCUCGCUGGCCACCGAAAGCGACGGGAAGCCGGCGUACGACCAGGACGGGAGCAGGCAGGAGCUGGUCGACUGGGUCCGACAGGUGGGCGGCCCCGCGACGGCAUUCGACUUCACCACCAAGGGGAUUCUGCAGGCUGCGGUGGAGAAGGAGCUGUGGAGGAUGAUCGAUCCUCAAGGCAAGCCGCCCGGGAUGAUCGGGUGGUGGCCGGAGAAGGCGGUCACUUUCGUCGACAACCACGACACCGGUUCCACGCAGAAGCUGUGGCCUUUCCCUUCCGACAAAGUGAUGCAAGGCUACGCCUACAUCCUCACUCAUCCAGGGAUCCCUUCCAUCUUUUACGACCACAUGUUCGACUGGGGGUUGGGGAAGGAGAUAGGGCGACUGAGCGCGAUCAGGGCGAGGAACGGAAUCUACCCGGCAAGCGCGGUGAGGGUCUUGGCCGCCGAGGCUGACCUUUACGUGGCCAUGGUGGACGGAAAAGUCAUCACGAAGAUCGGGUCGAGAUACAGCGUGGGGAAUCUCAUUCCUCCAGGCUUUGUCAUCGUCGCCUCCGGAAACGACUAUUGUGUCUGGGAAAAGCAAUAAUAUAUAUAUAUAUAUAUAUAUAUAUAUAUAUAAUAUAUAGCAAUAAUAUAUAUAUAUAUAUAUAUAUAUAUAUAUAUAUAUAUAUAUAUAUAUAUAUAUAUAUAUAUAUAUGAUCGAAGAAGGGCUACUUUCAUAUGCUAAAUAAAAUUAUAUCAUGCAUGCAUGAUAUAAUUAAGCAUUAAUUUGCUGUGUAGAUCUUCGAUAAUUAAGAGCAGAUUAAUAAAGCUUGUAAUUAAUUAUUAAUCCCCUUGAUUAAUUAUGGUGCUAUCAUGCCCGUCUGUGUCACUCA
Zingiber officinale is the source of this 1603-nucleotide messenger RNA. Its product is annotated as alpha-amylase isozyme 3A-like. The record is from RefSeq and is a predicted model, not a curated record. The coding region runs from base 43 to 1314 and encodes 423 amino acids. NCBI's taxonomy places the organism in Eukaryota, Viridiplantae, Streptophyta, Magnoliopsida, Zingiberales, Zingiberaceae. The transcript is spliced from 3 exons. Gene Ontology annotation, biological process: carbohydrate metabolic process. Gene Ontology annotation, molecular function: calcium ion binding; alpha-amylase activity.